AGGCAUAAUGUAUAAACAAAAUAGAAGUUGGAUGUAUGAUAAAGAUGCGGUAUUGUACGGAAUGCAAUCAAAUUUUCUCGAGGGAGUCGGGGAAUUUAUUGAAUUUGCACUUGAACAUCCGGCUUAUAUGAGUGGUGAUAAAAUAAGAUGUCCAUGUUCAAAGUGUAAAAAUCUCAAAUUUAAAGACCCACACGAAGUUGGGUAUGAUUUGUACGCUGUCGGUUUUGUUCCCAAUUAUUAUAAUUGGACUUCUCACGGCGAACCUUUGGAUCCAUCUGUUAUACCACAAACGGUAGGUUCGUCUCGUUACGUCCCUCCAGAGAUGAGUGCGUGGGGAGACCGUGCUGAAUGAGGUGGGACCAACAGAUGGUAUAUGACGCAUACGGUGUACCGUCUCAGUUCAACCCCCCACAACCACCUAACGACCCCCCUGAAGCCUCAACCUCGUAUCAACCAGAUGCGGAUGAAAAUCCGACAUUUUAUCAACCUUAUGUGGAUGAAGGUUUGGCUGAGAGAUUUCAGGAUGUUCUAAAAGCUGCCGACCAACCUCUGUAUGCUGAUUGUGAGGGAUACUCUCAGCUAUCCGCUGUUACUGAGUUCAUGAACAUAAAAGCCGAAUACAGUCUCCCUGAAACUUGCAUGAAUAGAGUCUUGCAGUCAGUAGGAGGGAUGCUACCGCGAGAUCAUACCCUUCCCGAUUCAUAUUACCACAUGAAGCAGUUAAUGUCUAAGUCGGGGCUAACUUGUGUUGAAAUUGAUGCGUGCCCGGAAGGAUGUAUGUUGUUCUGGAAGGAGGAUGAGGCACUUGAGUUCUGCAAGUUCUGUGGUGGAGACAAAUACAAACCUGUUCGUCAAGGUAAAAAGAAACCACGACAUAGGUCUGCACUGUCUAAACUGUAUUACCUCCCAAUAGCUCCUCGACUGCAAAGGAUGUAUGCUUCGACUGCUACUGCGAAACACAUGACAUGGC
Molecule: messenger RNA, 970 nt
Organism: Cuscuta epithymum
Lineage: Eukaryota; Viridiplantae; Streptophyta; Magnoliopsida; Solanales; Convolvulaceae
Source: the annotation of a GenBank genome assembly